Molecule: messenger RNA, 2405 nt
Organism: Misgurnus anguillicaudatus (oriental weatherfish)
Lineage: Eukaryota; Metazoa; Chordata; Actinopteri; Cypriniformes; Cobitidae
Gene: krt5
Product: keratin 5
Biological process (GO): intermediate filament organization; keratinization
Cellular component (GO): keratin filament
Molecular function (GO): structural constituent of skin epidermis
Source: RefSeq, a predicted model, not a curated record
CAUGCUCAAGUCACUCAAAGGGAUUUGACUCACCUCUUGUGAGCUCGCCUGCACCAAAUUUCUUUUUUCAUUCCCUAUCUGAAUCUCGCCCCAAGAAGACGACAGCAGCCAUGAGUACAAGAUAUACCUCCUUUAGCAGCGGCAGUGGAAACCUAUCUGGCGGUAUUAGCGCUGGAUCUUUUAGAAGAAGCUAUUCUAGCAGGUCUGCUGCUGUAGCACCUGUCAGCAGGAUAAGCUCUGGGUCAGUCCGACGCUCUGCCGCUAGCUUCCAAUAUGGAUCGGGAGGUAGCCUAACUGGAGGCUAUGGAGGAGGUUAUGCUAGCGGCUUGGGGUCAGGAGGAAGCUACGGAGCAGGUUAUUCUGCCGGCUUUGGUGCAGGAGGUGGCUACGGUGGAGGUUAUGGUGUCGGCAUUGGUGCAGGAGGUGGCUACGGUGGAGGUUAUGGCGUUGGUGGAGGCCUCGGUGGAGGUCUAGGUGGAGGUUUCGGUGCUGGUAUAUCACCUGGCACAGGCAUUGGAGGUUUCGCUGAAGGCCUCCCACCUAUCACAUCCGUCACAUUCAACCCCAGCCUGCUAACCCCACUUAACCUAACAGUCGACCCCAACAUCCAUUUGGUCCGUACCCAGGAGAAAGAACAGAUCAAGACCCUCAACAACCGCUUUGCUUCCUUCAUCGACAAGGUGCGAGUCUUGGAACAACAGAAUAAAGUGCUCGAGACAAAAUGGGCUCUACUGAACGAGCAGACCACCAGCCGCUCCAACAUCGACACCAUGUUCGAAGCCUACAUCAGCAACCUGCGCAGACAGCUUGACGGACUCACGAAUGACAAAUUGAAGCUAGAGGGAGAGUUGACGAACAUGCAGACUUUGGUGGAGGACUUCAAAAACAAGUAUGAGACUGAAAUCAACAAGCGUGCCACAGCAGAAAACGAGUUUGUUUUGCUGAAGAAGGAUGUUGAUACCGCCUACAUCACCAAGACAGACCUUGAAGUGCAGGUUGAAGGUCUCCAAGAUGAAAUCAACUUCCUCCGCGCCGUCUAUGAGGAGGAGCUGCGUGAACUUCAGGGACAGAUCAAAGACACAAUGGUUGUUGUGGAAAUGGACAAUAGUCGCAACUUAGACAUGGAGGCCAUCGUCGCUGAGGUCCGCGCUCAGUAUGAGGAGAUCGCCAACCGCAGCCGAGCUGACGCCGAGAUCUGGUACAAACAGAAGUUUCAAGAGAUAGAGACGACAUCUGCUCAAUAUGGAGAUGAGGUUCGCAGCACCAAGAUUGAGCUCGCUGAGGUCAGCCGUGUGGUCUCCCGACUUCAGAGUGAAAUCGAAACUAUCAAGGAACAACGUGUCACCCUGGAAAGUGAGAUCACUAAGGCUGAGGAGCAAGGAGAAGUAUCGGUGCAGGAAGCCAAGCUCCGCAUUAGAGAAUUAGAGGCGGCCCUAGAGCAAGCCAAAAAAGACAUGGCACGGCAGGUGCACGAGUACCAGAACCUCAUGAACGAUAAACUUGCCUUGGACAUUGAGAUCGCCACCUACAGGAAACUUCUGGAGGGAGAGGAAACCAGGAUUGCAACUGGUGGUAGCACUGCAACUAUCCACAUUCAGGAGUCAGGAAUUAGCGCUGGCAACAUAAGCGGUGCACUCGGCUUCGGAGCAGGAUUCAGGGCUGCGGCCGGCAGCUUCAGAAGUGGCGGCGGCAGUGGCUUUGGAGUUGGUGGUGGCGGCGGCGGCGGCAGCGGCUUCGGCUACGGAAGUGGCGCCGGCUAUGGAAGCGGCUUGGGCUAUGGAAGCGGCUUGGGCUACGGCAGUGGAAUCGGAUACGGAUAUGGCGGGGGAUUGUCCUUCGGCUCUGGUAGCCUGAUCGGUGGAGGCGGAGGUGCCAGCAGUUCAGUCUCGACGGCCCGCACCUCCUCUGUACUCCAAAGGAGCCUUCGUUAAGCAAAUACAUGUCCACUCAUUUCCUCCCCACCCCAUAACAUCUAUCACCUGGGUAACAAGAUUUGAUCUAUAUGCACUCUUUCUUUCUAUCAUUACAUUUUUCAUUUUGCUCAUCCUUUUUGAAUUUUCCCCAAAAUUGUGUAUUUGUUUAUCCACCCUCAACCCACCAUGACCCAGAGUGACCAUUCGUUUAAGGAGUGCUCUGUACCCGCAGGAUGACUUUCCAAAUUACUUUGAUUUUUGUUGUACCCUUGUCCUUUAGGGGGAUUUGCUGGGAAUAAAGCAGCUCAUGAGAAAUAUACAUUUGUAUUUUCAGCAAAUUUACUGUUUGUCUUUACUCAUUUGGGGAAGAUGAGCUGAAUCAAGAGCUGUUUUAUGUCACAUAAUGAUUGCAUACAUCAAUAAAACUGAUAAAACUGUCAUGCAACAUGAAUGGAAAUGUAUACAACAAUAAAUCAUGGUUACAUACAAUAA